Paramecium octaurelia is the source of this 516-nucleotide messenger RNA. The record is from the annotation of a GenBank genome assembly. Lineage: Eukaryota; Ciliophora; Oligohymenophorea; Peniculida; Parameciidae.
AUAUUUUUAAAUCUUUAAUUUAAAAUGGUCAAGAUGAACGUUCUAAAUGAUUGCCUUCGUUCAAUAGUGAAUGCUGAGAGGUAAACUUUAUUGUUUUAUUAGAAAAGAUAAGGAAGAAAGUAAGUGUUAAUUAGACCAACAUCCAAAUUAGUUGUGAAAUUCUUAUAAGUCAUGUAGAGACACGGAUAUAUUGGAGAGUUUGAAAUUGUCGACGAUCACAGAAGUGGCAAAAUUGUAGUAGAAUUAUUGGGUAUCAAUUGUUAAAUAUGCAAGGACGCAUUAAUAAAUGUGGAGUCAUUUCACCUCGCUAUGAUGUUACUCUCGGUGAAUUCGAGAGAUGGGCUAACAAUAUUUUACCAGCCAGACAAUUUGGAUGCGUCGUCUUAACUACUAAUGUUGGCAUUCUUACUCACGAGGAAGCUAGAUAAAGACAUAUUGGAGGUAAAAUCCUUGGUUUCUUCUAUUGAGUUUAAUACAAAGUACAUUCAUACACAUACAAUAUAAAUAACUAAAUUA